UCCGUCACACAGCCAUGUCACUAUAUGUAUGUAAGUCCGUCACGCAGCCACAUAACUAUAUGUGUGUACGUCCGGCACACUGCCGUGUCACUAUAUGUAUGUAGGUCCGUCACGCAGUCAUGUCACUAUAGUCACACGUAUGUUUCUGAUUCAAACUGGAUUAUUUUCGUUGCUGAUUACUAUUUGUUGCUUUAAUAUUUUAUCUGUUUUAUUUUUUAGAUUUUGUUUAAUAAUAUUAUACUGUCUGUUUCAGAAAUUUUAGAUUAUUAUCUAAGGCAUACAGGAUUAAUGUCGAAAAAUUACCAGGAUGAACAGACCAAUGAUGAAGAUGCAAAGGCAUAUAAUGAAGAAGAUAAUAACAAUUAUAGUACAUCUACUGAUUCACCUGCUCCGUAUAGUCAAAGUUAUGUUCAUUUUGAUCUUUAUGUCCAAGGUGUUUGUGGUGAUGGACCUGGUCAAUCGAAAAUAACUCAGAUAGUAGCGCACAAUGGAUAUUAUGCAUGUCGAGUAUGUGAACUUCAAGGAAUUUAUAGUGCACGUGAUAAACUAUGUACUUACUCAUGGUCUUUAUUUGUACAUACAAAUCCACGUUUUCGAACUAGGGCUCGAUUUGGAUUAUGCUUAAAAAAAGUUGAACGUCUUUUUAAUAUGGGCAAUACAGAUAUUAAUGUUUAUGGUAUAAAAGGAAUAUCUCCAUUAAAUCAAUUGAUUUUCUUACCUACACAAUCUAUUUAUGACUAUUUUCAUUUGUGUUUUGUGAAAUUGGGUUACAUUGAUGUCGUAAUUAUUUUUAUAUUUGAUAUGGCAGAAUUAUGUGCUGAAUUUAAGUUUCAAUUAUUUUAUUGUUAA
Molecule: messenger RNA, 849 nt
Organism: Didymodactylos carnosus
Lineage: Eukaryota; Metazoa; Rotifera; Eurotatoria; Philodinida; Philodinidae
Source: the annotation of a GenBank genome assembly